CCUGAACACCAAAUAGGGCACAACUACGUGCACUUUAGCGAUAUGACAUUUCUCAGCAAUGUGGAUGGACAACGCCGCAAUUAAGUUGAUGCCGGGGCGUUGUGGGUCUGCACCCAGUACUCGGUGCCGCUUCAAUCUUGCUUUAGCAAACUAUGCGAUUCCACCAUGAAGGCCAGUAUAAGAACUAUCUCGUUCCCAUGUAAUAUCGCCAUCAAGUAACUGGCUUCUACAUUCGUUUCUUCGACUUCCUUCGCUUCCAUUCAAUUGCAUUUCCAGGCUAGUCCUGUCCAUUCGUUUCACCAUUCAAACAUUUGUAACGAAACUUUUACAACAUCACAAUGAAGGUCUCAACCUCUGUCCUUGCUGGUGUCGCCUUCGCCAACUCUGCUGCUGCGCACUACUUCUUCGACAAGCUCGUCAUUGAUGGCAAGGAGACCAACUCUAUGCAAUAUGUCCGCGAGAACACCCGCCCGGAAAAGUACAACCCCACCAAAUGGAAGAAUACCCGCGAUGACAUGACCCCUGAUCUGACCGACUUCCGCUGCAACAAGGGUGCUUUCGAGAGCGCUUCCCGCACGGAGACUGCCGAAGUCCAGGCCGGCGCUACGCUCGCCAUGAAGCUUGCCGUAGGAGCCACCAUGCAGCAUCCCGGUCCCCAGCUCGUCUACAUGUCCAAGGCUCCAUCAACCGCUCAGUCCUACGAGGGCGACGGCGAUUGGUUCAAGAUCAUGGAGUCUGGUGUUUGCGACCCAAGCAAGGACUUCACCAAGGAUGCAUGGUGCUCUUGGGACAAGGACCGCAUCGAGUUCACCAUCCCGAAGGACACUCCUGAUGGCGAGUACUUGAUCCGUCCCGAGCACAUUGCUCUCCACGGAGCUCACGACGGCCAGGCCGAGUUCUACUACGGCUGCGCUCAGGUCAAGGUCACCGGCGGUGGCUCUGGUGCGCCUUCAGAAACGGCUAAGAUCCCUGGAGUCUACAAGGUCAACGACCCCGAGGUCAACUUCUCGCUCUGGGGCGGAUACAAGGAGUACACCAUACCUGGCCCGGCUCUCUGGACUGGCGGUGGCUCCUCCGGUGGGUCCUCCGCGGGCAACACCACCGAGCAGAACGAGCUUCCUUCCACCCCGUCUGCCGUGGCCACACCUGCUGCUUCCGUGGCGCCAUCUGCCAGUGCACAAGCUGGAGCUGGGCGCAUAUCUCUACUGUUGUGA
Messenger RNA from Paraphaeosphaeria sporulosa, 1214 nucleotides. RefSeq lists its product as uncharacterized. Bases 339 to 1214 code for a protein of 291 amino acids. The record is from RefSeq and is a predicted model, not a curated record. NCBI's taxonomy places the organism in Eukaryota, Fungi, Ascomycota, Dothideomycetes, Pleosporales, Didymosphaeriaceae. The transcript has 2 exons.